AUGAUUUUAAAAAUCCAUAUCCAGAAAGGAAAAAUUGGAGUUAAAUUUAAUGUUGGAACCGAUGACAUCUCUAUUGAAGAGAUCAACGCAAUCAUUAAUGAUGGAAAAUACCAUGUAGUACGUUUUACAAGAAGUGGUGGCAAUGCCACGUUACAGGUGGACAACUGGCCAGUUAUCGAACGUUACCCAGCAGGAAACAAUGAUAACGAGCGCCUGGCGAUUGCUAGACAGCGAAUUCCAUAUCGACUUGGUCGAGUAGUUGAUGAAUGGCUACUCGACAAAGGGCGUCAGCUCACAAUCUUCAAUAGCCAAGCAACCAUAAAAAUUGGAGGCAAGGAACGUGGCCAUCCUUUCCAAGGCCAGCUCUCUGGUCUUUACUACAAUGGCUUGAAAGUUCUGAAUAUGGCAGCAGAAAAUGAUGCCAACAUCGUGAUAGAAGGAAAUGUGAGACUUGUUGGUGAAGUGCCUUCCUCUAUGACAACUGAGUCCACAGCCACAGCAAUGCAGUCUGAGAUGUCCACAUCAGUCAUGGAAACAACCACCACUUUGGCCACGAGCACCGCUAGAAGAGGAAAGACCCCAACAAAAGAACCUAUUGGUCAG
This is a messenger RNA of Pelecanus crispus (Dalmatian pelican), 603 nucleotides long. The record is from RefSeq and is a predicted model, not a curated record. Lineage: Eukaryota; Metazoa; Chordata; Aves; Pelecaniformes; Pelecanidae.